GCUCCUGACAGAGCGCGCGGCGGCGCGGACAGGCGGGCGCUGAGGUGUUCGGGACGCCGUCGCCCUCGCGGCCCCGGCUGAGCCGCCCUCGCCCGCUGCUCCGGCCGGCUCCGCUCCUCGGCGGGCGCGGGGCUUGAGGGGCGGCGGAGCCCCGCUGCGGAGGAGAGCGGGCGGUGAGCGACCCGCCGCCGGUCCGCGUCUCGCCGGGCGCCCGCUGGGGGCGGCCGCCUGCCUGCCUGCCUGCCUGCCUGCGAGCAUCGCGCCGGGGCGCGGGCAUGGCAGAACCCACCUUGCAGCUUCUCUGCGGCGAGGCUCGCCCGAUCCACUCCCCGGAAUGAAGAGGAGAGACUCGCGGUCCCCCGGUGAGGCACUGAGAGCCGGAUGGCGAGAAGAUCUUACCGGACAGAGGCCAGCGAUCGCUUGGGAGGUCACCCGGGCUUCUGGAUGUAAUCGGAGAGCGUGAAAGAGGUGGCCUCGUAAAAAAGAAAAAAAAGAAAAGAAGAAGAAGAAAAAAAAAGCACAACAAUCCUCGGAGAGGAGGGAAAUUGAGUUUCUCUGUUUUUUAUUUUUCUUUUUUUUUUUUUUUUUUUUUUUUUUUUUUGCCGAGGUUUUGAGAAACGGUUCGAUGUGUCGUACAUUUGAUGUAAGAUGAGAACUUUAUGAAGUAUUCCGUCCGAGAGCCUAAACGAUGACUACCCCAGCGCUGCUGCCCCUGUCUGGUCGUAGGAUACCACCUCUGAACCUGGGGCCGCCCUCCUUCCCACACCACAGGGCUACCUUGAGACUCUCCGAGAAGUUUAUCCUUCUCCUCAUCCUUAGUGCCUUCAUCACCCUGUGUUUUGGGGCAUUCUUCUUCCUUCCAGACUCUUCAAAACACAAACGCUUUGAUCUGGGCUUAGAAGAUGUGUUAAUUCCUCACGUAGAUGCUGGCAAAGGGGCGAAAAACCCCGGAGUCUUCCUGAUCCAUGGACCCGACGAACACAGACACAGGGAAGAAGAAGAACGCCUGAGAAACAAGAUUCGAGCUGAUCAUGAGAAGGCCCUGGAAGAAGCAAAAGAAAAACUAAGAAAGUCAAGAGAAGAAAUCCGUGCAGAAAUUCAGACAGAGAAAAAUAAAGUAGCCCAAGCAAUGAAGACAAAAGAGACCCGAAUUCUGCCACCUGUCCCUGUUCCACAGCGUGUAGGGGUUAGUGGUGGAGACCCAGAAGACACAGAGAUCAGGAAGAAAAGAGAAAAAAUUAAAGAGAUGAUGAAGCAUGCCUGGGAUAAUUACAGAACAUAUGGAUGGGGACAUAAUGAGCUCAGACCUAUUGCAAGGAAAGGGCACUCCACUAACAUAUUUGGAAGCUCACAGAUGGGUGCCACCAUAGUGGACGCUUUGGAUACCCUAUAUAUCAUGGGGCUUCAUGAUGAAUUCAUGGAUGGGCAAAGAUGGAUUGAAGACAACCUUGAUUUCAGUGUGAAUUCGGAGGUGUCUGUGUUUGAAGUUAACAUCCGGUUUAUUGGAGGCCUCCUCGCGGCAUAUUACCUGUCAGGAGAGGAAAUAUUUAAGACUAAAGCAGUGCAGUUGGCUGAGAAACUCCUUCCUGCCUUUAACACACCUACUGGGAUUCCCUGGGCAAUGGUGAAUCUGAAAAGUGGAGUAGGUCGAAACUGGGGCUGGGCGUCUGCAGGUAGCAGCAUUCUGGCUGAAUUUGGCACACUGCAUAUGGAGUUUGUCCACCUCAGCUACUUGACUGGUGACCUGACUUACUACAGAAAGGUCAUGCACAUUCGGAAACUACUCCAGAAAAUGGAACGCCCAAAUGGUCUUUAUCCAAAUUAUUUAAACCCAAGGACAGGGCGCUGGGGUCAGUAUCACACAUCAGUUGGUGGACUGGGAGAUAGUUUUUAUGAAUACUUACUGAAAGCAUGGCUGAUGUCAGAUAAAACAGACCAUGAGGCAAGAAAAAUGUAUGACGAUGCUGUUGAGGCUAUAGAAAAACAUCUUAUUAAGAAGUCCCGAGGGGGUCUUGUCUUUAUUGGAGAAUGGAAGAAUGGACACUUGGAAAGGAAGAUGGGUCAUUUGGCCUGCUUUGCUGGGGGAAUGUUUGCACUCGGAGCAGAUGGUUCCAGAAAAGACAAAGCUGGUCACUAUUUAGAGCUAGGGGCAGAAAUUGCACGAACGUGUCACGAGUCAUACGAUAGAACUGCAUUAAAACUAGGUCCUGAGUCAUUCAAGUUUGAUGGUGCAGUGGAAGCCGUGGCCGUGCGGCAAGCUGAAAAGUAUUACAUCCUUCGUCCAGAAGUAAUUGAAACAUAUUGGUAUCUGUGGCGAUUCACCCAUGACCCAAGAUACCGGCAGUGGGGCUGGGAGGCAGCACUGGCUAUUGAGAAGUAUUGCCGAGUCAGUGGUGGGUUUUCUGGAGUCAAGGAUGUGUACUCCCCUGUUCCUACGCAUGAUGACGUGCAGCAGAGCUUCUUUCUUGCUGAAACAUUAAAAUACUUGUACCUGCUGUUCUCUGGCGAUGACCUUCUACCUUUAGACCACUGGGUGUUUAACACAGAGGCUCACCCUCUGCCGGUGUUACAUUUAGCCAACACCACUCUUUCAGGUAACCCUGCUGUUCGGUGAACACAGCUCCGGAAGGACCAUUCUUAUCUGUGUUUUGUUUACAUGGACCACUGCAGAAAUUGUCUGGAGAGGCGGCUUUUGAAAACCUGGACCUCUACGUCAACAUGCCGGGUGAAACUUCCCUGCAAGACUUUUCACUUGUAGAUAUAUCAACUUUGAAAUUAUUCCAUUUUCUACCUGACCAAAACAUGUUCUGGUACAUGUAGGGCAGAGACCUGAUGUGCUCUGGUUCUUAAUGAGAUGGCCACAUGAGAAACAAUGUCUUAAUCUGUAUUGUUAGUGCAAGCCAAGAGCAUUGAGCACCUCACAGCAGUUAGAGCUGGCUUUCGGAACCAGCUAUACAUUUGUUUCCUCCCACAGUGGAGCAGCUUUCAAAUCAAAUAUUACACAUUGCUUAGCCCCUUUACUCCAUUUUAAUAAUGGAACAAACAAAUGAACAGGAACAAAGAACAGUGUAACUACCUUGGUAGCAAGAAGACUUUUCAAGCUCCUCAUUGGAUUUUUACCAGGCUGGCAACCACUUCAUUCCCAACCUACUUUAUUAAAAUCUGUUUAGAUUUAGUUUUUCUCUGGGGGCAUGAUCUCAUGAAGAAUACUUUUCAAGUCUUUGUCUCCAUAUGGUAUGCUGAAACUGGUAUUUAUCAUAACUGCUGCUUAUGAGCCCAAGUAUGGGAGUGUGCAUGUAGCUCACGCUAGGUGUUGGUAGCAUGACGGAAGGCGGGGAAAGUGCCAGUUUGUUGCCUUGAAACCUGUUUUAGAGAAAUCUUGAUUAUUGUUGGUAAGAAAUUAUUCUUCUGAACCAUCAAUUCUAUCAAUCAGAAAUUAUCUGCUUUAAUCUCAUAACACAGUUAAUAGUCAUUCACCUUACACUUCCACGUGGCUUGGCAAAAUUCACUCUACUGUUAUGCAGCUUUGUAUUUGCUAGAACAAGCCUAAUCACUUUCAUAGCUGACUGAAGCAAAGGCAAAACAUUACAGUGUCCUUGAGCAGAGGGGUCAGGUCCUUUACCUCACAUGUGUGAGCUGCUCACAAAGAUUUCGUGUUUUUAAGUUUUUCCAAGAAUAUUAUGUAUCCAAAGAAUUAAUAGAAUAGCUCCAAAAUAAUUUUCAGUGGCAAAUGUGUGAUGUAAUGAAUCAUACUCACUAAAACUGACAUAAACCUAAGGGACUUACAGGUCUUGCAUCAUGAGUCGUUCUUUUGUUGUUCUUGUUGUUAUUAUUGCUCUAUAUUUUGGCAGAAAAAAGUAAAAUUUUAUCAAGAACUGUAUUAUAAGAUAAAUAGUGAUGCUUAUACAUUUUCUGUCCCUUGAAUUUCUGUGACAAUACAAGACACUUUUUCCUCUUUUUUAUUUAGUACAGACAUCAUCUAUUGAUAAUAAAACUUGAGAAUACUAUAAUCUAAUAUUUACUCUGAAUUUUAAUAUUUCAUGAAGCAGUUUGUUCAUGAACUCUACUUGGAAUUCUGAAAGCUUAUUUCCUUGUCUGGUAGCUUUUGGUUUUAGCCCUCUGCUAGCAUGUAGAAGAUUUAAAUUGUGCGGGGGGGGGGGGGGAGAGAACAAUAUAAUUGGACAUAAGGGUGGAUAUCUUAAACCAUAAAUAAUCAUCUGCCCGUCAGAGGUCAGCCAGUGCUCCAUAAACUUGCCACCUCAAACUUGCUCAGUAUUCGCAGAAGACAUGUAGAGAGUGAGUUCUAGUACAUUUCAAAGUGUAAUAUCUUUUCUUACUUGAAAUUUUUAAACUGUAAAUGAGAAAGGCAGAUGGUUAUUACUUUAGAAGAGAAGGUGGAGGUUUUGGUUCUCACAAAGAAGAAAAGGUGAGCCUUCUAUAAACGGCACAAACCCACUCACAACUGAAAAAAGCUGGGAGUGGCAGGGACCAGAGCAGCAAGCAGGGAGCCCUCUGUACACACAAAUUCAGUGAAAGCGCCAUGUUGGUUCCCCCAGGAAUUCUCAGAGGAGACAGAACACUUCUCCCCCUCCCCACCCCACUCCCCCAUGCUCUGUAUGGUUCACUUGAUCCUAGAGCUGAUCCUAGAGUGGAAGAGAGAAGGCUCAGGUGUGAUCAGGACAUGGUUUACACCAAGAUCUUAAAACUAUCAUUUUACCAUCCCUACCCUUGUGAUGAGAACUAGAGCUUGUAAUAAUGCUUUUUCUUCUCUGAAUACCAAAGGCAAUUAAAGUCAGGUACAAAUGACUUGCCAGUGUCAUGUUUUAUUUUGUUAGAUUUUUUUAAACAUUUUUUUCAAAAUUUACCAUUAUCCCUUUUUUUUUGCUUACUUUUUAAGUGUGUAUUUUCUGCCAUCCUUCAUAUCCUUGGCAUUCUGUAGACCUCAGUACUUAGGUUCUAUACUCAUUGUGCUUAUAAAACCUUAAAAGAACCCAGAAAUGAUGGCUCACUGGUGCCUCUUCAAAGAGCUGGCACCUUACCUUCUACUUUGGGUACAGUUGUGCAUAGAUAACACAUGAUAGGCAGGGGCUGUUGAAGCCCUCUGCCUUCCGUAUUUAUUGUUCGUUUUAGAAUCACACCUUUUGAUUCAAGCCAGAUUUUUAGAAAAUUAAUGAACCAAUAUGAAGUUCUUAAAACUGAGACUGAGCCCCUCACAAGGAAGUCUCAGUGCAGAAAAGUCCUGGGUUGGAGGUUCUUUCUUCGAGGUGUUUGUGCACCUCUAAUACCAACCUAUUGUCAACUUUCAGCUCGUAUAUAUCCACACAGAAAAGCCUGGGUAUUAAAGGAAUGCAUUCUUUUUGCACAAUAUUGAUCCUGAUUUCCUAUGAUGCCAUCAAGGACACCAAGGCGUCCCUUGGCAGGUUUUAAACAAGAAAUUUGAGGUCAUGAUCCUCAGCUUCUCAUCUUUUCCAACUUUUAUUGCCAAAGUCUUUGUCAAAACUCUGAAUUUAUUGACAAAAAAUUGUGCUUGCCAUACUUCACAUGAUGCAGUCUCCCCUUAAGCCAGAUUUCUCUGAAUGAGUGCAUGCAUGAGAGUGUGAAUGAACAAACAGGUGUGUGCCAAGCUCUGUGCCUGGCACGUCUCGAGCCUUAGAACCUGUCGUGUGAUUCCAGUGGCAAUUUCUGUAUGAGAAUGGUUCGUACCAUUUUAAAUGUUUUCCAAAAUAAAUCAUGUUACAAAAUUCUUAAUUUUAUAUUUCAUUUAAAUUAAAGAGGAAGAUAAAAGGUUUAUAAUAUAUUUUAAACACUGUUACAAUAUAAUACUAACAACUAUAAUUGUAGUUGAUAACUAAAGUCUCUUGGAAAAUGUCAAAGAAAUAUUUGAUUUCUGAUGCAUCUUUGACUAAAACAUUUACUUUAAAAAUAAAAACAUUCUUAUUUUGUUAUAUCACUUUAAUUACAUGAUUAAAAUCAAUAUUUUGUAGAAGUGCGCGUUAUUUUAUAUUUUAAAAAUUUCUCUAAUUCAUGGGUACACCUUGCAGUUGUAAAUUAUUUUUUCUCUACUUCCUACUAAUGGUAGCACCUGUAUUUCUCACAUAUAAAGAAAACAUACUAAAAUGUCUCUAAUCCCAGUUACUAGCACAUAGUAGAUGUAACUUCAAGUUCCUCCUUUUCUCUGGUUCUUUACACUGGAAUUGUCUAGCUCCUGCCUCACCUGCAUACCCAAUAAACACAGAUCUGAAUACUGUAUGCUCACUGAUAGGCAGAGGAUAGUUGUUCUGGGCCACACCUUGUCUGCAGAGUACUUAAGUAAUAAGCACCCAGUGGGGCUGUUUUGAUUCGCUCCUUGUGGUUUAAGGACACUGGAAAGCAUGCUUCUUCAGCUCAUCCAUACCCUGGUAGAGGUGUUCUUUUUGCUCUACAUGCAGCCAGCCAGCUUUUCUGAAAACGGCCAGAUAGUGGUUUAUGGUCUGCUUGUAGCUCUCUUAGUAUUCACUUCUGCUGUUGUAGCUAUAGAUAAUAUGCAAAUAAAUGGGUGGAGCUUUGAUGCAAUAAACUUUAAUUAAAAAAAAAAUGGAGGCCUAAAUUUGGCACCGAAGUCACAGCUACUGACGUUUAUCCCAAGUUUAAUUUGUAUUAUACCCUCUAACCUUUAACUUGUGUCUUUCUCUUUUAUUUGCAUAAUUCACUUUAAAGCAGAAAGAUGUAUGUAUGUACAAUUGUAUGUAUUUGUAUCACCUAAAGCUGUAUAUUUUGUUGUCUUGAAAGUGGAUACAUUUUUCAGGGUAUCUUCAGGUUUCAGGACAAUAUGAUUGUCAUGAAAGAGGCAGAAUGGGAGAUUACACUUUCGGCACUUGUCUUCAUCUUGUUAUUCAAUGUCAUAAUUCCAGACUGCUCAUGGAAAAGUAAUCUGUAUGGCAUCAAAAUAUUCUUUCUAACUUUGCCAAGACUCUAGAAUGUAGAAUUUAUUCACUCUCUUUUUUUUUAGAGCUUUCAAAUGAGAACAUAAUAGAAUUCUGGAUCUUGGUGCUGCAGAAAACAAUCUUUUGAAAAACAGUAUGCAACACAAAAUGGAUUCUGUGCCCAGUUCACCCCUUGGCACAGCCACUGCAGUCUGCAGGGUGCUUACCACUGUCACUCCUAGAACAGCUGAAGUCUGAGUGAAGAUAAGUACUCAGAGGCAUGCCCCUUCUUCCUUUGUUCAUGGCGCUCCACAGCACUUUCACAAGUAUGUCAGUAUGCAUCACUUUCCACUCAAAGCGUCCUUCAGCUGCGGCGUUAUACUUGCACUGUUUAACGACUUAGCAGCAGCUGCAGGACUCACGAAGUUUAAAACUACGUGGAGUCAUCUUACUAGCCUACAUGUUGCAGUGUGCCAGUCCUGACAGGUAAUAAGCUUUUCAUGAUGUUUUUGUAGCACUUCACUACUUUUGGAAAUGAAAUGUGCAUUCAGAAUGAUAGGAUAUAGAGAGCUCUUGUCUCAGCCCUUGUCAUUGUGUGGGUGAACUGCCUUUUUAGGCCCUGCCUACUCAGAGGUCAUACUCUGUGCACUUUGGUACUCCAGACACAUUCAGAGCAUACAUGCAGAGUAACACAUGAGGCAGACAGACACCUUGCAGUAACUUGUAUGCUAUAGAACUCUGCAUAUGACACACCAGAAAACCAUGAGAAGCAGAGGUCCUUAUUGACAGAAACUCACAGUUCAUUUUUGCUGGGUUAACUAAAUACAGUAUCCCUAAUUAUAAUUGUUGGUUUGGAAGUUGAAAUGCCAUUCUUUAUCGUCAUUGGCCUCAAAUUCACUUAUAAUUUUUCCCUAAACUAAUAAGUGGGUAAGUAUAACCUGUGUUGUUACCCACUGGCUGCUCCUGAACUGGUUUCCAGUCAUAUCCUCCAUAAUGUGAUUUUUUUUUUUUUUUAUUAAAUCAAAGGUAAUAUUGUAUAUUGGAGAUCAAAUAAAGAUGUUCUUUAAGUGAAAA
Meriones unguiculatus (Mongolian gerbil) is the source of this 7976-nucleotide messenger RNA. RefSeq names its product mannosidase alpha class 1A member 2 (gene Man1a2). Gene Ontology annotation, cellular component: Golgi membrane; extracellular exosome; endoplasmic reticulum. NCBI's taxonomy places the organism in Eukaryota, Metazoa, Chordata, Mammalia, Rodentia, Muridae. The record is from RefSeq and is a predicted model, not a curated record. The transcript has 13 exons. Gene Ontology annotation, molecular function: mannosyl-oligosaccharide 1,2-alpha-mannosidase activity; calcium ion binding. The coding region runs from base 689 to 2614 and encodes 641 amino acids. Gene Ontology annotation, biological process: N-glycan processing; carbohydrate metabolic process.